GGACCACCUGGUGUUCUAGGACCAACUGAUGUUCCAGGACCACCUGAUGUUCUAGGACCACCUGAUGUUCUAGGAGGUCCUGAUGUUCUAGGACCACCUCAUGUUUCAGGACCACCUGAUGUUCCAGGACCACCUGAUGUUCUAGGAGGUCCUGAUGUUCUAGGACCACCUCAUGUUUCAGGACCACCUCAUGUUUCAGGACCACCUGAUGUUCUAGGACCACCUGAUGUUCUAGGAGGUCCUGAUGUUCUAGGACCACCUGAUGUUCUAGGACCACCUGGUGUUCUAGGAGGUCCUGAUGUUCUAGGACCACCUGAUGUUCUAGGACCACCUGAUGUUCUAGGACCACCUGAUGUUCUAGGACCACCUGACCAUGUUCAGAAAUGUUUUUGGUUCAGGGUUUCUGGUGAGAACAGCUCAUGUGAUUUUAACCUGGGUUAUAACGUUGAUCCUCUUCCUUCAUGACACAGAGCUGAGGAAGCAGGAAGAGACGGGCCAGCUCCUGCAGCCAGUCCUCUUUGUCCUGCUGGUUCUGGUGUCGGUGCUGCUCUACUUCGCCGUCUCUCUGAUGGACCCAGGCUUCAUCCUGUCUGAUGACAGCAGCUUACAGUUCAUGCUGGGAGUGACUGAGGAGCAACAAGACAUGAUCCCACCCAGCAGCAAAUCUCUGAGGCAGCGUCGCUGUGGCCACUGUCUGCUGCAGCAGCCAAUGAGAUCGAAGCACUGCCAGACAUGUCAGCACUGUGUCCGUCGCUACGACCACCACUGUCCCUGGAUAGAAAACUGUGUAGGAGAGAGGAACCACCGCUGGUUUGUGUUUUACCUGGUCGUCCAGCUGCUGGUGCUGGUGUGGGGUCUUCACAUCGCCUGGACCGGUCUGAGUCCCGUUUCUACCUGGCAGCUGUGGCUGCGGACCAACGGCGUGCUGCUGGUGGCAGCCAUGUUGGUGACUCUGCUGUCGCUCAUUGUGCUGCUGCUGCUGGGCUCCCACCUCUACCUGGUCUCUCUGAACACCACCACCUGGGAGUUCAUGUCGCGCCACCGCAUCUCCUACCUGAAGCACUGUGGUGCUGAUGAAAACCCGUUUGACCGUGGGACCAUCCACAACCUGUGGAGCUUCUUCUGUGUCUGGGGGACCGUGGUCUGGGAGCAGGUGUACUUCAGAGAGGGCAGUGACCUCGUCUAGGAACACACACAUUAACCAAUUAACCAGCACUACUUAUAAUCAGUCAUGAGUGUGUGAAUGAGGAAGUGAUUGUGUGUGAAUGAGGAAGUGGUUUCCCAACUCGUUCUCUUCUGCAGUGAAAGUUAUUUACAUCUAAAUGUAAAAAAUAGCCAGACAAGGUUCUUGUUUAUCUACUGUUAACCUUCCCUAUCAAUCAUUAACAGGAUUGAUCAGGCGUUGAAAACCUCUCAGAACAGAUGUAUAAAGCUGUAGUUAAGGUGUACAGACAUGACUCAUUUUUGGCUCAUUUUUGAAGCCUUGUGUGUUUAUAUAUAUAAAUCUAACUGUGAAACAGAUUUUUACUCCAAUUAUUAGAAUGGGAUGCUCGGCACCACGGUAAUGAAAACAUCAGCAACUAGAAGCACUCGGAAGGUGCAGAUGUCCGGCAAGCCAAAGCUUUUUUUUUUGCCAUUGAUUGUGGCUAUUAUUUUUUAGUUAGAAGUUCUAAUGGCAAAAUUAUCCUGAUUUCUCCAUAGUGAAAAAUCUUUUAAAAAAUUCCUGGAUCCAGGCAGUGAUCUGGAUCAUCCCCAAAACCUUAUCACUUGGUACUUUAUUCCAUUUCUGAGAUUUCCUGAAAAUGUCAAAAAUUGCUCUCUGUAGCUACUUCUUGGCCUGACAGCAUGAGACAGGCUUGGGGGAGCUAGGUGUGGUCUGAUGCAGAUGGGGACGAGCCUGCUGACGAAAGUGAGACAUCAUCCGUGAUGUGUGUUCGGAUUUAUCAGGACUUCUUGGUUUUGGAAACCAGCUCAAAAACAAAAAUGAUCAGCUCCAAGUUCAGAGCGGAGUCUCUGCAGAAGGAAAAUAAAUGUUUGGAUUCCAAACACAGACAGCAUCAGAGGUCUGGGACCAGUUCCUGACCUGGUGUGGACAUGAUGAGGAGACACCGGUAGAUGGACCACAGUCCACUGCUUCACUUUGAAACUCAGAGCAGUGAAAGAUUCCUCAGAACGUCUCAUUGUCCAGGUCUUACACCAGCAGACAUUGUUCUGGUCAUUUCUCACCAUGAACCGUGUUUAUUAUAAAACCUCGUGAUCUGUUGGUUUCAGGUAAAAUUCUCCUUUUUCGUUUCCUCCUCAUAUCAGGUUUUUGUGUGUGUGCUGACUGGUGCGUUGAGUGUGCAUCCUUUAUAAAGCCACGUAAAUGUGAAGUUGGAAGUGUUUCAGCUCCUGGUGGAGACAACGGCUCAGAUGGAGCAUUUUAUCCAGAUUUUACUCUGGAUUCAUGUCGGCCUAAACGUGUUUAAAGUGGACUUCCUGAUCUGGUUUUCGGUGGGGCAGAUUUAUGAUGAUCCUGGUCCAUGUUGGUCCGUCUCAGAGGGGUAGUCGCUGACCAAUCAUGUUUACACCCUCAGUGCACACAAUGUCAAGCUUUUUGUAAAGUGUAAAUAUUUUUUUAAACAGAGUAGAUUUAAAGGUUUUGGACUUUAAUCAAAGCAGUCUUGGGUCCAACACUUUUCCGGUGUUUCUGUGCAAUGUUACAUGUUCUGAAGUGGUUCUGAUGGACAGACCUGUCCUGUUCCACUGGAUCGUUCUGGUUUCUACAGACCAGUUUAUUGUUUUCUUCUAAUCUAUAUGCAAUAUUGUCAUGCAUUGUUUUUAGUGCUUACAUUAGUAAAUAAAUUAUUCCUACUUGACUCAUC
Molecule: messenger RNA, 2864 nt
Organism: Melanotaenia boesemani (Boeseman's rainbowfish)
Lineage: Eukaryota; Metazoa; Chordata; Actinopteri; Atheriniformes; Melanotaeniidae
Gene: zdhhc12b
Product: zinc finger DHHC-type palmitoyltransferase 12b
Exons: 5
Coding region: 374-1186 (270 amino acids)
Biological process (GO): peptidyl-L-cysteine S-palmitoylation; protein targeting to membrane
Cellular component (GO): Golgi apparatus; endoplasmic reticulum
Molecular function (GO): protein-cysteine S-palmitoyltransferase activity
Source: RefSeq, a predicted model, not a curated record